AUGCGGCAACCGGCGGUACGGCUGCUGCGGCUGAGUCAGGUGCCGUAUGCCGAGCUACUGGCGCUGCAGGAGCGCUGGCUGUGGCGGCUGCAGGCCGAGCCAGGGACCGAGGCGGGCGCGCUCCUGCUCUGCGAGCCCGCGGGGCCCGUGUACACCGCCGGGCUGCGCGGCGGCCUGACGUCCGAGGAGGCGACGCGGCUGCGGGCCUUGGGUGCCGAGGUGCGCGCCAUUGGCCGCGGCGGCCUAGCCACCUUCCACGGCCCGGGCCAGCUGCUCUGCCACCCCGUACUCGACCUGCGACCCCUUGGCCUGCGCCUGCGCGCCCACGUGGCGGCCCUGGAGGCGUGCGCCGUGCGCCUGUGCGAGCUCCAGGGCCUGCCGGGGGCCCGCGCGCGGCCCCCACCCUACACCGGCGUCUGGCUGGGCGAGCGCAAGAUCUGCGCAAUCGGAGUCCGCUGUGGAAGGCACAUUACAUCUCACGGCCUGGCGCUGAACUGUUCUACGGACCUCGCUUGGUUUGAGCACAUUGUGCCCUGUGGGCUGGUUGGGACAGGUGUCACUUCCCUGAGUAAGGAGCUCCAGAGGCAUGUCACUGUGGAUGAAGUAAUACCACGUUUCCUUGAGGCCUUUAAAGAGACCUACAAGUGCACAUUGAUCCCAGAGGACAGCCCCAACUGAAGGGCAUUUAUAUUAUCACAGCCUGGAGGUCCUGCCUUGGAAGGCACCACACCUGACUUGGAAUCACUGAAACCCAGAUUCUAGACCCAGCCCUCUCAUUCCCACACCAUGAGACUAUGGGCAAAUCAUGAGCUCUGAGCCAUUGGUUCCAUAUGUAUCCUGGUUUAUUUAUAUCUUCCCCACCUACCUCAGAUAUAGAUGUGAAAACAUUAUGAGAAGCAUGCUGUAUAAAUAUAAGGCAUUAGCACUA
Messenger RNA from Eubalaena glacialis (North Atlantic right whale), 928 nucleotides. RefSeq names its product lipoyl(octanoyl) transferase 2 (gene LIPT2). The coding region runs from base 1 to 678 and encodes 225 amino acids. The transcript has 2 exons. Lineage: Eukaryota; Metazoa; Chordata; Mammalia; Artiodactyla; Balaenidae. Gene Ontology annotation, molecular function: lipoyl(octanoyl) transferase activity. The record is from RefSeq and is a predicted model, not a curated record. Gene Ontology annotation, cellular component: mitochondrion. Gene Ontology annotation, biological process: protein lipoylation.